Phytophthora sojae is the source of this 186-nucleotide messenger RNA. RefSeq lists its product as hypothetical. The annotation marks the transcript as partial. The record is from RefSeq and is a predicted model, not a curated record. NCBI's taxonomy places the organism in Eukaryota, Oomycota, Peronosporomycetes, Peronosporales, Peronosporaceae. The transcript has a single exon.
UACGCCGAAGAAGUCAAGGAGCGCAAACGACAGAGGCUGGAGCAAGUCACAGAGUAUCAAGACCUCAGCUACAUGCUGGGCACGUCGACGACGGUCGAGAGAUUGUUCAGCAUCGCGAAGUACGUGAUGCCUGCCCAUCGUGAGCGUAUGAGCACGUGGAUGUUUGAGAACAUCAUGUUCUUCCGG